AUGCCUGUUCUUUCCAACCUGAAGCUUGCGGCCCUUGGCCUUCUCAUGGCACAUUUAUUUGGAGUGGUGAGAAGCGUGGAAUUACCGGCAACAGACGGUGUAACGGACGGUGUAACGGGCGGCGCAGGAGGUGGAGGGCUUGGUAGUAAGGUACCUCCAGUUGGUGGAAAAGGGGGCCUGGGAGAGACAGUUCAGGGUCUCGGUAUUGAUCAAAUUCUCAAUCUUGACCUAGACAAUCAAAAGAAACUCGUUGGUGUAGGAGGCCAGCAGGGUGAGGCAAAGAUCGACGUUCUGGCCGCAAGGCGUGCCCGAGAGAACGAUAGUACAGUUGAAGAGGAGAAGCAAAAGAUCAAGGAUAAUCAAAAGAAGGACAAGAAUACAAAGCAAAAGGCGGAAGAAGACCUGAUAGCAGGUCGCCUCAAUGUAUUCUAUGCAUAUGGCAUGCAGAGUGUCGGGCAGAAGGUUCGUCCCAAAUGGGUUCUGGUCUUCGAGAAUGCAUUCACUGCCCAUGCAUACUUCGGCCAGGUGAUGCAAGAUUAUCAGGAGUACUACAAAAAGAGCAGAGAGAACUCAAAGGAUCCACGUCCCCAUCCACAGAUCUUCAUUUUCCCCCAUGGUGUCGGGCCUGGAGAGUUGGAGGGAGUCAGUAAAUACAAGGACUACGCCAACAAGUUUUUUUUCAACCUGGUUGAUGAGAAGACCAUGCAGCUGCCUGUCAUUCCUGUGCAGGACAAGUAUGGUUAUGUCCUACAUGGCGCUAGUUAG
Penicillium coprophilum is the source of this 765-nucleotide messenger RNA. RefSeq lists its product as uncharacterized. Bases 1 to 765 code for a protein of 254 amino acids. The transcript has 4 exons. The record is from RefSeq and is a predicted model, not a curated record. NCBI's taxonomy places the organism in Eukaryota, Fungi, Ascomycota, Eurotiomycetes, Eurotiales, Aspergillaceae.